AUGGAUUGGUUGAAUGACCCAAAUUCUUAUGCCAACAACAUUGGAUUGUGUGGAAUGCAAUUUGAAGUAUCAUGUGGGAAGUUGCCUUCUGAACCAAAGCUAAAAGAUGGAAAGCUCAAGAAAAGCAAGAGUUGGGAGACAUGGUUUUCAUGGGAAAUGGCAGUGAUUGGAUAUCCUUCUAGCUUUUUGUCAACAGUUUUCGUUAUGUAUGUCAUUGGCUACUUUAAUAUUAUACCACAGCCAAAUGUUCCAGACUUGUCAAUUUUUUCAAGAUUAAGUUCUUGCAUUGCCACUUUUACUGUUGCUCCUACCAUUCUUGAUGUUGGACAGCUUGCAAGGCUGGUUAUCCAGGCUAGAUUUGGGAUUAUUACUAAGGCAACUGCUGAUGGUGCACUUCACACUCGAGACUGGGAUACUGAGCCUCUUUUUCCAUUACCGGACCCUGAUUUUGCCAACAAGGAGAGCUCACAGUCUUCAAUUCCUGUUCUGUCAUUAAUGAAGUAUAAGAGUCCAAGCAAACGAUCCAAAAGUAGGUGGGAGCCUUUACCUGAGGAGAAGUUGGUUGAAAAAACUGUUACUGUCAGUAAUGAUGAUGUAAAAUAUGGUGGUUGGGAUGGAAAGCCUUUAAUUGGGAAUUCUGAGAGCAAGGUUGAUGCUUUCAGUGACCUCAAGUUCUCUUUAUCGGAGCAGAAAACUCUGAGUAAGGGUUCCCAGAGGCCACUCAAGAAGCAGCGUAUUGCUGAUGCUUUUAAUAGUGCCGAAAAUGGCAAUGCAUCAAGUGAUAGUGAUAAGGAACAAAGUUUAGCAGCUUAUUAUUCUGGUGCAAUAGCGCUUGCAAAUUCACCUGAGGAAAAAAAGAAACGUGAAAAUCGCUCUAAGCGUUUUGAAAAAGUACAAGGGCAUCAAUCAGAAAUUAAUUACUUCAAACCAAAAAAUGCUGGAGCUGGAAACCUGUACAGUAAACGGGCUAGUGCCUUGAUGCUUUGCAAAAACUUUGAUGAUGGUGGAAGCAGGGCUGUUGAAGACAUUGACUGGGAUGCACUAACUGUUAAAGGGACCUGCCAGGAAAUUGAGAAACGUUAUUUGCGACUCACUUCUGCACCUGAUCCUUCCAUUGUGAGACCAGAAGAAGUGCUAGAGAAAGCUCUGCUUAUGGUUCAAAUUUCUCAGAAGAACUACCUUUAUAAAUGUGAUCAAUUGAAGUCUAUUCGCCAAGAUCUAACCGUACAACGAAUAAAAAAUCAGCUAACAGUUAAGGUGUAUGAAACUCAUGCUCGGUUAGCAAUGGAAGUAGGGGACUUGCCUGAGUAUAAUCAGUGCCAAUCACAGUUAAAAACCCUGUAUGAUGAAGGAAUCGAAGGAUGCUGCAUGGAAUUUGCAGCGUACAACUUACUUUGUGUUAUUUUGCACUCUAAUAACAACAGAGACCUUGUAUCAUCAAUGUCAAGGUUACCAGAGGAAGCAAAGAAGGAUAAAGCUGUUAAACAUGCUCUUGCAGUUCGUGCAGCUGUAACCUCAGGAAACUAUGUUAUGUUCUUCAGAUUAUACAAGACAGCUCCUAACUUGAACAUAUGCCUCAUGGAUCUCUGUGUUGAAAAGAUGCGCUAUAAGGCUGUAAGCUGCAUAUCCCGGUCAUAUCGCCCUACUGUGCCUGUUUCAUACAUUGCACAGGUUUUGGGCUUCUCCAGCACAAGUGAAGGAAAUGACCAGGUCUCAGUUGGAUUAGAGGAAUGUGUAGAGUGGUUGAGAGCACAUGGUGCAUGCCUCACUUCAGACAGUAAUGGAGAGAUGCAGCUGGAUACAAAGGCUUCAUCUUCUAGUCUUUAUAUUCCAGAACCCGAGGAUGCUGUGUUCCAUGGAGAUGCUAGUCUGGCUGUUAAUGAUUUUCUUGCACGGACAUCCUUGUAGUCAAAAUGUAAUGAUUGUAUACAUUUAAUAAGAAAAAUUUGAAAAUUGCGCAGCCCUCAACAAUAUGUACAACCAGAAGAUUAGGUUUCUUCCCUGACCUGGAAGUGAGAGUUCAACUCAAGCCUUUAGCGAGCGUAGAUCAUAGAUGUAUAAAAGCACAUAUAACGAAAAUAGAGCAGAGGCUUCCCUAAGAAAUUUGUUGCCUAGAAUUGCGGAGGGAUUGAACUACGACAAUAACCAUAUGAUUUAUAUUCUUCCUUUUUGUCUUGAACGAUGAUAAUUCAUUCUUUGCUGGGGAAGAAGAUGGAACUUGUUAGGGGGGAGAAGGGAAGAGAACAAGAACAAAUAGCUUUGUUGUAUUUUUAUUAAUUACAGUUCAAUGAUUUUUUUUAGCAUUAGUUCGCAAUCAUUUGCUCUUUUUUGUACCCAAUUGAACGAAAUCGUUUGCUUCACUGUAGACAAA
Messenger RNA from Hevea brasiliensis (rubber tree), 2371 nucleotides. RefSeq names its product SAC3 family protein A. Bases 1 to 1908 code for a protein of 635 amino acids. Gene Ontology annotation, cellular component: nucleus. The transcript is spliced from 11 exons. The record is from RefSeq and is a predicted model, not a curated record. NCBI's taxonomy places the organism in Eukaryota, Viridiplantae, Streptophyta, Magnoliopsida, Malpighiales, Euphorbiaceae.